AUGAAGCUAUUUUCCUUGCCCCUACUGGGUACGGCGUUUGCAGGACUGUGCCACGCCGACAUCAUAUUCUCUGUGGCCUCGGUGGACAACUGGGACAGCUACCUUGACGUGCUGUCGAGUGCCUGGCCAAGCCUGUACCCGCGCCUGAACCUGGCUCUGGCAAGCGCCAGCAUCCAGGUUCCGGCUGAGUACAACCACCUGACAAGCCUCCUGUCGCUGACCGGCACUGUGCCGGCCACAUACGACGAGUCGUGGGCAAGUGCCUUUGUUCAGCAUGCGCAGGAGAUCGGGCCCACAACCAUAGUGGCGAGCGCAAUUCCGGGCGCCGACCAGGACCCUGUCAUGCAGCCGACCGCAGUGGAGACGUCCGAUGCUAAUGGUGCGGUGACUGCAACGGUGACGCCGACCGCGUACCCGACUAUUGUGGUCGCGAUUAAUGGCAAUGUGGAGAGGCAGGGGCAUAAUGCUCAGAGCGCUGAGGAGUCGAAGACGACAAGCAGUACCUCGGGCGCUGGGAGCCGGGUGGUCGGCGGUGCAACGGCGUUGGCGGGUAUUGCUGUGGCCAUGAUGUUCUGA
Messenger RNA from Linderina pennispora, 576 nucleotides. RefSeq lists its product as uncharacterized. The record is from RefSeq and is a predicted model, not a curated record. The coding region runs from base 1 to 576 and encodes 191 amino acids. The transcript has a single exon. Lineage: Eukaryota; Fungi; Kickxellomycota; Kickxellomycetes; Kickxellales; Kickxellaceae.